Molecule: messenger RNA, 1596 nt
Organism: Xenia sp. Carnegie-2017
Lineage: Eukaryota; Metazoa; Cnidaria; Anthozoa; Malacalcyonacea; Xeniidae
Product: eukaryotic peptide chain release factor subunit 1-like
Biological process (GO): cytoplasmic translational termination
Cellular component (GO): translation release factor complex; cytosol
Molecular function (GO): sequence-specific mRNA binding; translation release factor activity, codon specific
Source: RefSeq, a predicted model, not a curated record
CCGCUAACCAAGAAAUGCGAGCCUGCCAAAUGGAAUGCUGUAUUGCACCAUUUCUAAAGAAGAGGAAAAUGAUUUUGGUUUUGCGGCGUGAUUUACUUCGUUCAUUUAUAUAACUGUGAAGAAGUCGUUUUGAAUUUUUUGGAAUUCAACUAUUGAUAAACAUAGACCGCAAACAUGGAGGGGGCAGACGCUGCUGAUAGAAAUGUGGAAAUGUGGAAAAUAAAGAAGUUGAUAAAAAGUCUUGAAGCAGCCAGAGGAAAUGGUACUAGCAUGAUAUCGUUGAUCAUACCUCCUAAAGACCAGAUUUCCAGAGUUGCCAAAAUGUUGGCGGAUGAGUUUGGUACAGCCAAUAUAAAAAGUCGUGUUAACAGGUUAUCUGUGUUAAGUGCAAUCACUUCUGUCCAGCAGCGACUUAAACUAUAUAAUAGAGUUCCACCAAAUGGGUUGGUGAUAUACUGUGGUACCAUUGUCACUGAAGAUGGCAAAGAAAAAAAAGUGAACAUUGAUUUUGAACCAUUUCGACCAAUAAACACCUCCCUUUAUCUCUGUGAUAAUAAAUUUCACACCGAGGCCUUAAGUAAUUUACUAACUGAUGAUACAAAGUUUGGCUUUAUUGUUAUGGAUGGAAAUGGCGCUCUCUUUGGUACUCUUUGUGGAAAUACCCGCGAUGUUCUUCAUAGAUUCACGGUGGACUUGCCAAAAAAACACGGUCGUGGCGGGCAAUCUGCCUUGCGUUUUGCUCGAUUGAGGAUGGAAAAGAGACACAACUACGUUAGAAAAGUUGCCGAAACUGCUGUUCAACUGUAUAUAUCUAAUGAUAAACCAAACGUUACAGGCUUAAUCUUGGCCGGAUCAGCUGAUUUUAAAACAGAACUAAGUCAAUCCGAUAUGUUUGAUCAGCGUCUUCAAACGAGAGUUCUGAAGUUAGUGGACGUAUCUUACGGCGGGGAAAAUGGUUUUAACCAGGCUAUAGAAUUGGCUUCUGAAGUUUUGGCCAAUGUAAAGUUUAUUCAGGAGAAGAAAUUGAUCGGGAAGUACUUUGAUGAAAUUUCUCAAGAUACCGGAAAGUUUUGUUUUGGUGUCGGCGAUACGCUGAAGGCUCUUGAGAUGGGAGCUGUCGAUAUACUAAUCGUCUGGGAAAACCUAGAGAUACAAAGAUUUGUGCUGAAGAACCACGCUCUUGAUGAGGAGAAAGUUCUACACUUGCGUCCUGAUCAGGAAAGAGAUCAAACUAAUUUCAUUGAUCAAAGUACUGGGGUCGAGAUGGAACUUGUCGAGAAAAUGUCCCUGCUGGAGUGGUUGGCGAAUAAUUACAAAAAUUUUGGUGCAACUCUCGAGAUUAUCACAGAUCGUUCGCAAGAAGGUGCUCAGUUCUGUAAAGGUUUUGGUGGUAUUGGCGGAAUUCUUAGAUACCGUGUGGACUUUCAAUCCAUGGAAGUUGACGAUGAUGACUGGAUUGAUGACAGCGACGAGGAUUGAAAAACUUCAACGUAGAACAUGAAAGUUCCAUCAUUCAUGAUAUGACUCAAUCAGUCAGACUCGAUGACGGCACGAUAUGCAUUGUUAUUGAAAUAAAAUCAUUGCAAAACAAAAGAA